UCGGCUCCUAAUAUUUUUACGCGUGCAGCUCAUUCAUAUCGUACGGUUUCCGCUCUGCAAAUCCCAUUCCUGUGCAGUUGAAAGUCGGAACGGAAGGUCGAAGCGACGCAACCAUGGGGAAGAAGACGUUCGUGCUCUACCCGUCGCUGGGCGUGGGCCACCUGAUCCCGAUGGUGGAGCUGGCCAAGAACCUCCUGCGCCACGGCCUCGGCGUGGUUAUCGCCGUCAUCGACCCGCCCGACACUGACGCCGUGACGGCGGCCGCGGUGGCGCGCCUCGCGGCCGCCAACCCGACCAUCACGUUCCGCCUCCUGCCGGCCCCGGCCAGCUCCGACCUCGACGCGCACCCGGUGAAGCGCAGCCUGGACACGCUCCGUCUCGCCAACCCCGCGCUGCGAGAGUACCUGCGCUCGCUGCCGGCCGUCGACGCGCUCCUGCUCGACAUGUUCUGCGUCGACGCGCUCGACGUCGCGGCCGAGCUCGGCGUCCCCGCUUACUUCUUCUUCGCCUCCGCGGCGAGCGUCCUCGCCGUGUCACUCAACCUGCCGCACUACUACCCCACCAUACCGUCGUUCAAGGACAAGGGUAAGGCGCUUGUGCACUUUCCCGGCAUGCCGGCGAUCCGCGCGCUGGACAUGCCGCUGAUGGUGCAGGACAAGGAGAGCGACCCGACCAAGGUCCGGCUGUAUCAGUACAAGCGCAUCCCGGAGGGGAGGGGCGUGCUGGUGAACAGCUUCGAUUGGUUGGAGCACAGGGCCCUGAAAGCGCUCGAGAGCGGCGUCUGCGUGCCCGGCCGGUCGACGCCGAGGGUUUACUGCAUCGGGCCACUGGUCAACGACGGCAAGAAGGGAGAUAACAGCGACGGCGAGAGGCACGAGUGCCUUGCGUGGCUGGAUGCGCAGCCGAACCGGAGCGUCGUGUUCCUCUGCUUCGGCAGCAUGGGCGCCUUCUCGGCUGCGCAGUUACAGGAGAUCGCCCGCGGGUUAGAGAGCUCCGGCCACCGGUUCUUGUGGGCCGUUAGGAGCCCACCAGAGGAACAGAGGGAGUUCCCUGAACCAGACUUGGAGCGGCUGCUUCCGGCGGGGUUCUUGGAGCGGACGAGGGACAGGGGCAUGGUGGUGAAGAACUGGGUGCCACAAGCGGAGGUGGUGCAGCACGAGGCGGUCGGCGCAUUCGUGACGCACUGCGGGUGGAACUCCACGCUCGAGGCGAUCAUGUCAGGGCUGCCGAUGAUAUGCUGGCCGCUGUACGCGGAGCAGCGGCUGAACAAGAUUUUCUUGGUGGAGGAGAUGAAGAUCGCGGUGACGAUGGAGGGUUACGAGGAGUUUGUUAAGGCUGAGGAGGUGGACGUGAAGGUGAGGCUGGUGAUGGAGACUGAGGAAGGGAAGAUGCUUAGGGAGAGGCUCGCGGUGGCGAGGGAGAAGGCAUUGGAGGCUAUCAAGGAAGGUGGGUCCUCUGAAGUGGCAAUCGCUGAGUUCAUCAGGUCUGGAGAAGAAGGGCAGCUCUAAAAACGGAGAAUGCAAUUGAUCAAGUUGUAUGACAGACGAACUCCGAAAUGAUGGUAACAAUUUAUAGAAGUUAGCAACUACUUGAGGAUUCAGAUAUUGCAAAUUUUGCCAUCCGCAUAAAUAAAUGAAAAUUAGGAUUUUGCAUCUGUAUCAUGCAACUAUGUCAGUAGAAUUGGACCAGUUGGUUGGGAGCAUGUCAUCAAGCAAUGGCCUACCACACGCAAGAACUCAAUUUGACUGUCAAUUCACACUUUUAUUUUUCUGAA
Phragmites australis (common reed) is the source of this 1774-nucleotide messenger RNA. Its product is annotated as anthocyanidin 5,3-O-glucosyltransferase-like. The transcript has a single exon. The record is from RefSeq and is a predicted model, not a curated record. Gene Ontology annotation, molecular function: UDP-glycosyltransferase activity. Lineage: Eukaryota; Viridiplantae; Streptophyta; Magnoliopsida; Poales; Poaceae. Bases 114 to 1508 code for a protein of 464 amino acids.